Ochlerotatus camptorhynchus is the source of this 1808-nucleotide messenger RNA. RefSeq names its product Thioredoxin-related transmembrane protein 3 (gene Tmx3). The coding region runs from base 153 to 1448 and encodes 431 amino acids. NCBI's taxonomy places the organism in Eukaryota, Metazoa, Arthropoda, Insecta, Diptera, Culicidae. The record is from RefSeq and is a predicted model, not a curated record. Gene Ontology annotation, cellular component: endoplasmic reticulum. Gene Ontology annotation, molecular function: protein disulfide isomerase activity. The transcript is spliced from 4 exons. Gene Ontology annotation, biological process: peptidyl-cysteine oxidation.
GUUCUGACAAUUUUCGUGUUAAUAGGCUGUGGCCUUUUAAAGUUGGGAAAAGAAUAGACUUUUGAGAAUUGAACAAUAAAUUUGGCCAUGCAAGUGUGAAACCCGAAGAACCGUAAUUGCAACCAUCGCAUCACCAACGAAACCCCCUCAGGAUGUUAUUAAAUCAAUUAAAAUGUUUGAUCUUGCUGGCGCUAGCGCUGCUGUCCGCCUCCACCGCCGUGGACAGUUCACGAGUGUUGGAGCUGAGUGAUCGCUUCCUGGACGUUCGGAAUGACGGCCAGUGGUUCGUAAUGUUCUACGCUCCAUGGUGCGCCCACUGCAAGAAACUGGAACCGGUGUGGGCUCAUGUCGCCCAGGCUCUCUUCAACACCAACAUCCGGGUCGGGCGAGUCGAUUGCACCCGCUUCACUGCGGUGGCACAGGCCUUCAAAGUCAAUGCCUAUCCAACGAUUUUGUUUGUCAAAGGUCCCUACGACUUCGCCUACAACGGUGAUCGUACCAAGGACGAAUUGAUUCACUUUGUGAAUCGAUUGUCCGGACCGCCGGUCCAGCAGGUCACCCGACCGGACAGCAUCGACAUACUGAAGUCGAACAAUCCUAUCUUCUUCACCUACGUUGGCAAACAGGACGGGAUUCUGUGGGAUGUUUUCUACAGUGCAGCGGAAGUAUAUCAACCGCACAGUUAUUUCUACGCUACCUCAGUGGAAAUAGCCAAGAAACACUUUGACAUCGAUACCGUUCCGGCGGCUCUGGUUUACAAGGAACGUAGCCACUACUAUUUCCCCUAUUCCGAUAGCUUUGAUCUGGUAGAGCCGGUCCAUCUGAACGAAUCUCUAUUCCGGUGGAUCAACGAAGAACGGUUCCCCACUUUUCCGAAGAUAACCCGAAGCAACAUACACCAUGUUCUGCAGACGAAGAAGUACCUCGUGCUGGCGGUAGUCGAGGAGAAUAAGCUAAGUGAGAUUGCAGCCCAUGAGCAGGAGUUCCGCGAUAUGAUGGAGAUUUUUGUACACAAGAACAAGCAUAAGUACCACAACCGGUUCCAGUUCGGUUGGGUUGGAACGCCGGAUUUGGCGCAUUCCAUCGCCAUGGACAAGCUGGCCACGCCCCAUCUGAUAGUGCUGAAUGCCAGCACCAACGAGCAUCACAUACCGGAGGACGACCCACUGCAACUGACACCGGAAGCGAUCGAACUGUUCCUGGAUAGCAUUCACAAUCAGACGGCUCCGGCCUUUGGGGGCAACUCCCUGCCGGUACGAAUCUACCGUGCGUGGUUCGAGGCGAAGAAUUCCCUGCACGACAUGUGGAUGGGCAAUCCGGUACUGACCUCGGUGCUGUUCGGUCUUCCGUUGGGUUUUCUUUCGCUGAUUAUGUACUCGAUCUGCUGUGCGGACAUUCUCGAUGCCGACGAAGAAGAAGAAGAACCGAGACACGAAAAGAAGGAGUAAUUUUUGUGCGGAGAACGAGAAGGCCCCUGGAGUUGUGCGUGGAGGGCAAGUAUUAUCGUGGUAACAUUCCCUGCAGCGUUCUGGGCAUUUACCUGAUAGUGGGUAAAGUUUUAGAGAACUUAAUUUCAGCGGAAAGAACAUUAUUUCUAGUCAUUUUGAUCUGUAAUGGUAACAUGUACUGGUUUAUUUUUAAAAUUUAUAAUACAACAUAUGGGUGUUGUUUUGUGGAAUCAUGUGUAAACCGUUGUGUGUAGGAAGGAAGUGUACUUUCAGGGCAGGUGUUUUUCCAAAAAAAUUGAAAGUGCGCAUAUUUGUGUCUCACUAGUGUAAGGAUUUCGGUACAUCUAUAUAGUGAAACCA